CGGAGUGUAUAAUUGGGCAUCACUCGAAACUUAUGGAAGGAUCAUUGGUGGAGAGCCACUCGAUCCAUGAAGCAGGAUCAGUAGUACCACCAGGGCAAAGAAUUCCUAUGAGUGAACUAUGGGCAGGGAAUCCAGCUAGGUUUGUUCGAACCCUAACCCAUGAAGAGACAUUGGAAAUUCCAAAACUUGCAAUUGCAGUUAAUGAAUUGAGCUGUAGAUUUAUAACUCACUCGACAAUGUGUUUGGAGGUUGAGAAAAUGAGGAAGCAGUUCGACAUCCCAUUAUAAUAAUAUGAACGGUAU
Messenger RNA from Impatiens glandulifera, 302 nucleotides. Its product is annotated as gamma carbonic anhydrase-like 1, mitochondrial. The transcript has a single exon. NCBI's taxonomy places the organism in Eukaryota, Viridiplantae, Streptophyta, Magnoliopsida, Ericales, Balsaminaceae. Bases 33 to 287 code for a protein of 84 amino acids. The record is from RefSeq and is a predicted model, not a curated record.